UAGGGGCUGGGAUUCCAAGGGGCAGUUAGGGGCAGGGGUCCCGAGAGAGGGGUAUUAGGGGACAAGGAUCAGUGAUGUUAGGGGGUGCGGGCCUCAGGGGGCAGUUGGGGCAGGGGUCUGUGUAGGGGCAAUCAGCGGCCAUGGGCCGGGAUUCAAAGGGCUUUGGACUGCCCCCAGAGUGCCAUGUGCGGGGGAGAAGCCGGAGUUGCGAGGGGCGGAAGGUCAGUGGGACGAGGCAGGGGGUUGAAUUGUCUCUGUGCAGCCAGGAAAUUCCCCAGGGGGAAAGUGGUGGAUGGGGGAAUGGGGGGGAGUUAAUUGAAUCCUGUCCCUGUUUGUGCCACUUGCCUCUCACCCCCGAUACAAAUGCAUGUUUGGGGCUGUUUCCCAUGUUCCUCAAUCCAAGCAACUUCUCCUUUCUUGGAGGAAACCUGUUGCCCUGAAUCAUUCUCCAUCCUGGAGGCUGCAGGGGAUUAAAUUUCCUGGUGUUGAUCUUUCCCCUCUCCUUUGAGAACCAUUUCUUCCUCCCUUUACUUGUAUUAAAAUGUUUGCUGAUGAAAGAGACCAGCCACAUCUUUAAUACACAUCAAAGCCAGAGGCCUCCCUCUGUUUGGGGAUCAGUGGUUCCUAGCUGGUAACAGCAGGGUUGAUUGGACCCUUUUCUUUUCUCCAGCUGGCACAGAAUGAGGUCAUCGCUCUGCUUGCAGCGGGGUCCGGAAGUAUCCCAAACCCCAUGACAAAGGGUCUGUGUGAGGGGUUGAUUCCCCCUGUGCUAAGAUGUAGCCACCUCUAAGGUGGAUCCAUGGUGACCAUUAUUUGCUAGUGACAGGCCACGUACAUUUCUUACCUUUCUUUCCUUCCAGGCCUUCCAUUGUCCUGUUAAAGAGGCAUCCCCCAGGGCUCCCUCUGCCUGUGUGACUGGCCAGCAGGGGGUGGUAUUAACUUUCUAUCUACUUCUCACACUCGGUGAAGUAACACUUGCACAGGCUGCGGAAUAAUGUCCAUGUUUCACUCCAGUUCAUCCCGUCCUCUUGUUGGACACGGGAGAGAAAUGGCUGCAGAGGAGCCAGUUCAGGACCUUCAGGUUUCAAAAGACACAUCUCCUGUCAGGACUCCAUGCCACACUCAGAUGGCCACUCUCAAUGUGUGAAGUGCCUCGGGGACACCAACAUCCCCGCAAAGUGCUUCCAUUGUGCGAGCCUCAAGUCAAGAGCUCGUCGUGACAGGGAUAUGCGCCUCAAGAUCAUCAUGAUGGAAAAAUCCCUGCAGCCGCUGUCGGAGACGGGAAAGGUAGAACCUGCUCCCACACGCUCCCCAGCCAGAUCGGAACUGGUGAGAAGCAUUGCUUCACCCUCCCUGGAGUGGAGACAAGAAGUUCAACAGUCUCACAGACGAGACUCUAACAAGGGUAGGGGGUCUCUGGUGAGAUCCCUAACCCCUGUGCUGACAGCCCGAAAGACAGCUGUUUCAGCCUCUCCUAAUGCCUCAGGAACCACUCUGGCAGAGCUUAGAGGCAGGGAGCAGACCUCCCGCGCGGGGAAGGCAUCUACUGACUCGGUCCCCUCAGCGCUGCAAACGACUGCGGCGCGGACAACUCACUCCUCUUCGGCACCGAGGAAGGCUACAGCACCGGCACCACGUUCCUCCUCAGCACCGACAACGGCCGCGGUGCCGGCAGCGCUUUCAGCUCAGACACCCAGAAUGGCCACGGCACUUACAGCCUGGUCAGUUUCAGCGCUAAAAGUGGCCGCGGUGCCCCCAGCGCGCUCUGCCUCAGCGAUAAAAAUAGCUGCGGUGCCAACAGUGCUAUCAUCCUCAGCACCGCGAAGAGGGUCAGCACUCAGCCACUCAUCUGCCCGCACACCAGCAGCAGACCCCCUGCAGGGCACCUCUAGGUUCAACACAGCAGGACACUCUCUGCCACUCUCUCCUACUAAAGAACUAGUGCAGAGAGCAGACAUAGAUCAGCCUAGAGACCAGGAACAACAGCUUCUCACUCAAAGUGACCUUCUAGUGCCGCCUGAGCCUCACUCUCCACUCCCAGACACAGAGGACUCCUUUCUUGACUUGCCACUUUCUCCACCUGAACUGGCUUUCACCGAUGGUGACCUUGAGCUACAGCAGCAAGCGGAGUUCUCCCCUCCUGCUUCUCCUCCACAGGUACCUUUACCACCUCAGGUCACAGCUCAAGCCCAACAGCCUCAGUUUCCCUACGUCGCCCCCCCAUGGGCGGUGCCUGGGUUCUCCUACCCCAUGCCUUGGCCUCAGUGAUACCCGUGGCAGAAUCCUCCUACCAAUCAUCUUCCUUCGGUGCCUCAAUCUCCUCCUCCAUCCACUUCCAGGGUGCCUGAGCCCCCUCCAGAGUCCGGGAGCUAAGCACCAUAUCCUGACUUGCCUAACCCUAACUCUCCAUUAGCCUCAGAUGAAGCCAUCUUCCCUCCACCAUCCGUGGACGACUGCAAACAAUUUCAAGAGCUUUUCAGGAGAGUUGCAAUCAGUCAGGAUAUCCCCUUAGAAGAGGUUCAGGAGAAUCAGCACAAACUCCUCAAAAUUCUUCAACCGUCUGCACCCUCAAAAAUCGCGCUCCCUAUAAAUGAAGCACUUGUGGAGCCAGCUGACACCCUCUGGCAAACCCCUGGUUCUCUAGUACCAACUUGUAAGAAGAUUGAACGUAAAUACUACAUUCCUGCAAAGGACACAGACUUCUUGUUUUCUCAUCUACCACUGAACUCUCUUGUCAUUGAUGCAGUUACACAGCGAACUAACAGUCACAAUAUCGACCAACCCCACAAGACAAGGACAUUAGACGCCUUGCUGUCCUGGGCCGCAAGGUUUAUACAUCCUCUACACUACAGUUCAGGAUUGCAAACUAUUCUGCUCUCCUCGCCAGCUAUGAUUUUGAUAAUUAUAAUAAGCUUCUCGAAUUUGCCUCAUACAUCCCAGAGGACAGAAGAGCAGACUUCAGAUCAAUCCUGUCUAAGGGACAACUAAUCUCCAGAACGGCCCUACAAGCGUCCCUAAACACGGAGGACAUAGCAGCCUGUACCACUGCAACUACUGUGGUUAUGUGCAGAUUCUCAUGGCUUUCUGCGUCAGGCAUUCCUAAAGAGCUCCAGACCAAAGUGGAGGACCUGCCCUUUGAUAAGGACAAACUCUUUUAAAAAAAAACUGAUGAACUCCUCUACACCAUGAAAGAUUCGAGAGUGACACUGCGCACCCUGGGCAUUCACCCAUCACUUCCCAGGAGACAACGAUGCCAACCAUACCAAAGACCACGCACACAUCAGUACUAUUGCCCUCAAUCCAUACCAUAUGACGCAAGUAGGAAUCGUACUAGACCUUCCAAACGCAGACAAAAUCAAAAUCAAGCCACCACCUUCCGUCCACCAGGCAAUAAACAACAGUUUUGAAGCUUUGGUCGAGGGUCUGCAUGGCCACCCCUUGAUUCCACCUCUUACUUGUCCAUUUGGCCACCGCCUCCAGUAUUUCCAACAUGCUUGACAGCGUAUUACACAGGACCAUUGGAUCCUUGAAAUAGUUCGGACCGGUUACUCCAUCCCGUUCAUAUCCUACCCUCCUACCCUUUCCCCUUCCCCAUCCCUCUUCAGGGACCCCUCUCACAAACAGUUACUUCGCACAGAAGUGGCACAC
Messenger RNA from Gopherus evgoodei (Goodes thornscrub tortoise), 3648 nucleotides. RefSeq names its product proline-rich protein 36-like. The record is from RefSeq and is a predicted model, not a curated record. The coding region runs from base 1114 to 2268 and encodes 384 amino acids. The transcript has 3 exons. NCBI's taxonomy places the organism in Eukaryota, Metazoa, Chordata, Testudines, Testudinidae.